Messenger RNA from Quercus robur (English oak), 2539 nucleotides. Its product is annotated as ABC transporter F family member 3. The record is from RefSeq and is a predicted model, not a curated record. Gene Ontology annotation, molecular function: ATP binding; ATP hydrolysis activity. The transcript has 18 exons. Bases 157 to 2304 code for a protein of 715 amino acids. Lineage: Eukaryota; Viridiplantae; Streptophyta; Magnoliopsida; Fagales; Fagaceae.
CGUUUCGUAUUCCACUCCUUCACUCACACAGAAACAAAAAGUAUAAUCGGAAUUCACAGAGCCAAAGCCUUUGCUUUCUUCUGGUUCUUCUAAUCUCUGCAAAAACACUGCCCUAUAUAUAAAUCGGAAAGCCAAUAUAGGGAGGUGGUGAAGAAAAUGACGGAGGUGGCGAGCUCAGUGGUGCACGAGGUCCUGGGCCAGAGGGCUCAGGACGUGGAUGAACCUAUCAUCGACUACAUCAUCAAUGUCCUCGCCGACGACGACUUCGACUUUGGCCUCGAAGGCGAGGGCGCUUUCGAUGCCGUCGGCGAGCUUCUAGUCGCCGCCGGAUGUGUCUCCGACUUCAACGAGUGUCGCUCGGUUUGCAGCACACUGUGUGAAAAGUUUGGAAAGCAUGGGCUGGUCAAAGAUAAACCAAUCAUGCGAAGCCUUGCAACACCAUUAAGAAUGAAUGAUGGAAUGGAUGAGGAGGAAGCACCAAAGAAGAAACCUGAGCCAAUAGAAGGUCCUGUUCUAACAGAACGUGACAAAGCGAAGAUGGAAAGAAAAAAGAGGAAGGAAGAACGCCAAAGAGAGUCAGAAUUCCAAAUGCAUUUAGCAGAAAUGGAAGCAACCAGGGCAGGGAUGCCUGUUGUUUGUGUAAAUCAUGAUGGUGGUGGUGGACCGGCUGUCAAGGACAUCCAUAUGGAGAACUUCAAUAUCUCUGUGGGUGGUCGUGAUCUCAUUGUGGAUGGUACAGUCACACUGUCAUUUGGAAGACACUAUGGCCUUGUUGGAAGAAAUGGCACUGGGAAAACAACUUUCCUUAGAUACAUGGCUAUGCACGCCAUUGAUGGUAUCCCUGACAAUUGUCAGAUAUUGCAUGUUGAGCAAGAGGUGGCUGGUGAUAAUACAACUGCAUUGCAGUGUGUUCUUAACACUGAUAUUGAGAGAACCCAGCUUUUGGAAGAAGAAGCUCAAUUAAUCGCCCAGCAGAGAGAAUUGGAGGUAGAGGAUGCAACCAGAAAGAGCAAUGGGGAACCGAAUGGGGUUAUGGACAAAGAUGUUACGGCACAAAGGCUUGAGGAGAUAUACAAAAGGCUUGACGCAAUUGAUGCUUAUUCUGCAGAGUCACGUGCAGCCACCAUUCUUGCGGGCCUCAGUUUCUCUCCAGAGAUGCAGCAGAAGGCUACAAAAGCUUUUUCUGGAGGAUGGAGAAUGCGAAUUGCUCUUGCUCGUGCGCUGUUUAUAGAGCCCGAUUUGUUGCUACUAGAUGAACCCACAAACCAUCUUGAUCUUCAUGCGGUUCUAUGGCUGGAAACUUACCUUACGAAAUGGCCAAAAACAUUCAUAGUUGUUUCUCAUGCAAGAGAAUUCUUGAACACGGUAGUCACGGAUGUUCUUCAUCUACAAGCGCAAAAAUUGACCGCUUACAAGGGGAAUUAUGAUACAUUUGAGAGGACACGGGAGGAACAGCUUAAGAACAAACAGAAAGCAUUUGAGGCAAAUGAACGCUCCAGAUCUCAUAUGCAGGCCUUUAUUGACAAGUUCCGCUACAAUGCAAAGAGGGCAUCUCUUGUGCAGUCAAGAAUUAAGGCAUUGGAUCGGAUGGGUUAUGUGGAUGAAGUUGUCAAUGACCCUGACUACAAAUUUGAGUUCCCAACUCCAGACGACAGACCUGGCCCUCCUAUAAUAAGCUUCAGUGACGCAUCAUUUGGUUAUCCUGGAGGGCCCUUACUGUUUAAGAAUUUGAAUUUUGGAAUUGAUUUAGACAGCCGCAUUGCAAUGGUUGGCCCAAAUGGUAUUGGCAAAUCAACUAUACUCAAACUAAUUUCAGGGGAACUACAACCAAGCAUGGGGACUGUUUUCCGUUCUGCUAAGGUUCGAAUUGCUGUUUUUAGUCAGCACCAUGUGGAUGGGCUUGACUUAACUUCAAAUCCUCUUUUGUACAUGAUGCGCUGCUACCCAGGUGUGCCUGAACAGAAGCUCCGAUCUCACUUGGGUUCUUUAGGUGUUACUGGAAAUCUUGCACUUCAGCCAAUGUACACGUUGUCUGGUGGUCAGAAAAGCAGAGUUGCAUUUGCUAAGAUAACUUUUAAGAAACCACACAUACUGUUGCUUGAUGAGCCAUCCAAUCAUCUGGAUUUGGAUGCAGUGGAAGCACUAAUUCAGGGUCUUGUUUUGUUUCAAGGAGGCAUUCUCAUGGUUAGCCACGAUGAGCACUUAAUCUCUGGUAGUGUAGAGGAGCUAUGGGCGGUAUCGGAAGGAAAGGUGACACCAUUCCAUGGCACAUUCCAGGAUUACAAGAAGAUGCUGCAGUCAUAGAAGAAAAACUUGUCCAAUUCAAUCUUUUUUGAGAUGUAGUCCUUUAAUUGAUUGCAGCAAAUUAUAGGGAUGUGAACACGUUCCAAAAAUUGUAGAAACGAUUUUGAAGUUUGUCCCAGUCGUCUAGUUGGGAAUCUAUAAAGAUAAAUUAUGCUAAAAGAAUGAGAGAUGUAGUUAACUGGCCAGUGUAUUUUGAUUGUACAAUAUAAUUAUAUUGGCUUCAAUUUUCAAUGAA